GUCUUCCUCUUUCUCCUCUGAUCUCUGUCGCCUCAGCUGCCAAUAAUACAGGAUCGUUAUGGGCACGCCGGCUGAUUCAUUGGCACAGGCUCCGCUGCUAGGCACGCUCUUCACCAUGUUCCUUUACGGUAUUGGGUGCAUGCAGGUGUUCUACUAUUUGCAGAACUACCAGGAGGAUAGGAUAGGCAUGAAACUUUUGGUGGCCGUUAUAUGGACGUUGGAGACGCUACACACAGUCCUGUCGAUCUACUUCGUUGAAUUCUACUUGAUCGUCAACUUCUCCAAUGAAGGCAACCUCUUUCAUGUCAACUGGGGUGUACCAGUGUCGUUCAUCGUCGGUUUUCUCGUCGCCUUCCUCGUAAAUGUGUACUUCAUCUGGCGCUUCUGGAGACUGUCCCAGAAUAUGAUCUUCUCCACGACCCUACUUGUCCUGGCAAUUGCUCGGCUAGCUGUCGGCUGGAUGAACUCGGUUCUCGCUAUUGAGGACACGCUGUGGGAGGAUUUCCGCGCAAAGACUUUUGCUUCUAUUGUCGCGGGCUAUGUUUUGUCUGUGCUUGCCGAUGCGCUGCUCGCGGCUGCGCUGUGCUGGCUUCUGCAUAACCUAAGAACAGGUGUAAAGCGAACGGACAAUAUGAUCGACAACCUACUCAUCUAUACAAUCAACACAGGCGUACUGACUUCCAUUGGAGCGUUGGUAGUACUCAUACUAUUUCUCUGCCUUCCUACAUCCCUCGCGUUCAUUGGUGUGCUCCAGGUACAAACCAAGCUCUAUGGCAUCUCAUUUCUAGCAUCACUCAACUCGAGAAAUUCGAUGCUCGACAAAGCGAAAGCCACUCGACAGUCUUCGAUUCGAAUCAACAACUUUGUCAUGUCCCGCUCGCACAACAGUGCCAACAUGAAGCGGGGAAAUACAAACCCAAUCGUGAGGUUACAAGAGGGAUGGGCAUCAUCGAAUGCUCAUGAUAUGUUUUUUAGAAUCAUAUCGAGAUCCACAAAACGAUGGAGACUAUUAAUGAUGUCGAAAUGAUGGAUGACAUCGCGGUAUGACCUGUGACUGAGACAGUAAUGGACCGCCCUUGGCAUGGAUAUGACACGGACUAGUUGCAUCUGAGUGUAGAAAUUCGAGGUAGCAGGGGCUCGCGACGACGCACGGCGCGUUUGUCCCGGGCAAGGGGUGCCCAAAGGGCAAUCGCGUGAAGGAUUCGACUAUCUACGACAGUAUAGACACGCCAUGAUGCGAGCGAUAACGAACACUAAGUAACUCCGGCAAUGAGUGGGUGGUUAAUAUCUGAUAUCAUAUUACUGUAGCUUCGCUGUAAU
Molecule: messenger RNA, 1320 nt
Organism: Coniophora puteana RWD-64-598 SS2
Lineage: Eukaryota; Fungi; Basidiomycota; Agaricomycetes; Boletales; Coniophoraceae
Exons: 16
Coding region: 59-1027 (322 amino acids)
Source: RefSeq, a predicted model, not a curated record